Pimephales promelas (fathead minnow) is the source of this 2137-nucleotide messenger RNA. The record is from RefSeq and is a predicted model, not a curated record. Lineage: Eukaryota; Metazoa; Chordata; Actinopteri; Cypriniformes; Leuciscidae.
UACCCGUCCUACCCUAUUCACAGAAGCUGAGCACGAAUUUUAGCAGCAAGACUCGACUUCAGUGCACGGGCAAGUGGCAAGUGCGAGAUGUUCUUUUCCCUGACUGAGCCUGUUUCUCUUCACACAAAGUAAGCAGGAAUUGAAUUUCCAAUGAAAGAAAAAACCAACGCAUUGUUCAUCUCCCCGCUGUGGCAAUAGAAGGCAGGUGACGUGUACAAAACCUGUAUUACAUCUACCUAUGUCAUCAAACUAAGGUCCUCCUCCAGUGCACCUGUCUCUUUGGGAAUAUAAAGGCUGCUUGGCUUCAAAAGCACCUUCGCAGGCUACACAAAGACAGGAAGGAUUUGGACGCUUACAUCUACAUUAACGUCUUAGCACUUGGUAAAUAAAGUUGACCUAACAGGCAUCAUGUCGAUGGGAAUGGAGAUCGGGGGCAUUGCCCUGGGCAUUAUCGGCUGGAUCAUUAGCAUUGUCGCUUGCGCUCUCCCUAUGUGGCGUGUCUCUGCCUUCGUUGGCGCAAACAUCGUCACCGCACAAGUCAUCUGGGAAGGUCUGUGGAUGAAUUGUGUUGUACAGAGCACCGGACAGAUGCAGUGCAAGAUCUACGACUCCAUGCUAGCGCUGUCGCAGGACAUGCAGGCGUCCAGAGCCAUGUCGAUCAUCGCCAUCAUCUUGGCCAUUCUGGGCGUGAUGAUCUCCAUCAUGGGCGCCAAAUGCACCAAUUGUAUCGAGGAUGAAGCAGCCAAGGCUAAGGUCAUGAUCGUCUCCGGCAUCAUGUUCAUUCUUGCCGGCAUCCUGGAGCUCAUUCCAGCGGCUUGGGUUGCAAACCAAAUCAUUCGUGAUUUCUACAACCCGUUACUGUCCCCCGCUCAGCAAAGAGAGAUCGGGGCAUCCAUCUACAUAGGGUUUGCUGCUGCUGUUCUGUUACUGAUUGGAGGAGCAUUGCUGUGCUGCACCUGUCCUCCACGGGAGAAGAACUACAAGCCACCGAGAAUGGGCUACUCCGCUCCACGCUCUACCAAUGGUGGAUAUGACAGGAAGGACUAUGUUUAAAACAUUGGUUGCUUGUAGGGAAAAACAAAGAAGAAAGAUUUGAAGAUCUCACACAAAGGGUGAAGAUACUUCUCAAUGGACUCCGCAAUGAAGGGUCAUACGAUGCUGUCAAUAUUUGCUUUUCGACUGACUGGUGUGUGUGCGUGGGCGCGUGCGUGAAUGUGUGUGUCUGAUAAGGGCUGGUUUUGUAGGUUUACUUAUUAGGGAUUUUUGUGUUUAUACAUUUCCUGUUUGAUAUUAUUUUAUUUGCUGUUGUGUACAUUUUUUGUUCAACUGUUUUUUGGUCAACCUUUUUUUGUUUCAUGUCUUCAUACCUAAAUGCAUAACUGUAUUCUUUGCCGAGCAAACUUCAAUAAGUAGAGAAGUGCAUUUUGUUUUGCUAAAGUGGUCGCUUGUCUAUCGCAAAUCUAUGUAGACAGGAAGAGGAAGACUUUAGCUCUUUACAUGUAUUUGCUUAGGAAAAUUCCAUUAGACAAAGAAAUGGAAUAUAUAUAUAAAUUUAGGCUUCAGUUGUGUCUAUUCUUGAGGACAUCUGAAUAGUUCCUCACAUUUUGUACAAUUGUUUUAUUAUGUACAAUUGUUUUAUUAUCUUUUUUUACAGAGAUUAAAGAUUGAAUGCAUUUCAUAACAAUUUUAUUACUGUGACUAAUAUGUGUCAGUUGUAUUACGUUUAUACAAUCAACAUUGAUUGUGGAAAUAUGAAAUAGUUAACACAUAACAUGUGGUAAAUAGUUUAAUAUUACAGCUGGUAAAUAAAACAAAUGGUCAGUUACAGCACACAAAAGACUGUUGGAGUGGUUGUACCUGUUUGACCAUUUGUUCUACAAUUGGGGCAGUAACGUGAAAACACAUUCUGAGAGAGACCACUCAGCAUACAAACCUUAUGCAAGCUGUACUGUUUGCCAAUGGUGGUGGCAGACAGAUCCGACAAAAAAAAAAACAGUCUGAAUAAAUGACAAGGGGAAGUAGGAUGGGGAUUGAAAAGUACAUUUAUAAGACACAGAAUGUUUAGUUUACUAUAUGUACAGUAUAUAUGUAUGUAUUUAAUUCCAUUGUAACUGCAAUAAAAACAGAAUUAAUGCUC